AUGCCCAUCAAGGAGUGGUUCGACAACUACUCGCUCGAAGAUCCGGGACAGCAGACGGAUUUGCAAGCGGAGGGUCUCAGCGAGACAGCAAAGUUUCUUCGAGUCCUGGUCGAGCAAGAAGCCCGGAUAUUGGGCGACGAUGGCCAUCGCAGGGUUGUCAUCGGUGGGCUCAGCCAAGGCUGCGCUGCAGCUAUCUUCGCGCUGCUGGGUGGCGAUAUAGAUGGAAACGAGGGCAAUGCGCCAGGAGCAUUUGUUGGGAUGAGUGUCAAGUCAGAAACCAGCAAUAAUGACACCGAGAAUGAGAAUGACUCCCGCAAUGAGAUAAAAAACCACAGUGACAGCGAAGAAGACAUUAAUGACGAGGAUUCAGAGACCGCUUUCUCAGACGACAAUGAUUCAUUUGCCAGAACCAGUCCAGAGCAGGAUGGUUUCAAUCCAUUCGAAGAGAGCGAGAAUGCCCUCCUGGCUAUCCAAGCUCUGAAUCAUGUUCAAGAUAUGCUUGACCUUGCACCCAUGUCUUCCGACCGGUCUCUGGAUGACGUCCCUGACGAGAUUGACGACAUAUUGUGGUUUCUCAAGGCAAAAGUCAACCUGCCGCCUCGUUCUCGAUUGGCAUGUUUCCCCAUGGCCAGCAGAGGAGGAAUUCUACGGCGCAGGGUAGACCUGGAAUUCUACCUUCACCGCGUCUUCCGGAAAACGUCUUUUCGUCCGCUGCAACGAGAGGUGAUCAGCGCAGUUGUUGAGGGGCACGAUGUAUUUUUACAAGCGUCGACUUCGUUUGGAAAGAGCUUGUGUUUUCAACUGCCCGCGGUCAUCAGCAACGGGCUGACUAUUGUCAUAUGUCCUCUGCUUGCAUUGAUGAUGGACCAAGUCAAUGCUCUUCAAGCCAUCGGUGUAGCAGUGUCCACCAUCAACUCCAAUACGCCAAUAGCGGAGAGGCGUCUCAUUAUGGAAGACAUGCUUUCCGGGCAUCCGCGCACACGUCUCCUCUACGUGACCCCUGAGCUGUGCCAAACAGACAGCUUUCGACGCAAUCUCCAGAUCGUCCAUCGGCAGGGCCAACUCACCCGUGUGGCGAUUGAUGAGGCCCAUUGUAUUAGUGAAUGGGGUCAUGAUUUUCGUCCAGCCUAUCAAGAACUCGGUUGGUUUAAGAAAAACCUUGCGGAUCCCGCUGUGCCUAUCACCGCCCUCACGGCCACCGCCACGCCUCGAGUUCGCUCAGAUAUCAUUAAUAUGCUGGGACUGGACCCCUCCCAGCUGAGACUCUUCAACACGCCCUCUGCCAGGCCAAAUAUCCACUACGAGGUGCGCUACCUCGAGGAUUCUGCAAGUGACGCAACUUGCUGUGAAGAUUUUCAAGUGCGAAACCUCCUGCGCUGGCUCAAGUCAAUCCGAACUCGACGAGAAGCUCGCAUCGGCGCAGAAGCAGCAGCGCGCCUUCCACCAAUGUCGGGUAUCAUUUACGUUGGGCUGCGCGCAAUCUCCGAACACCUCGCAAGCCAGCUUUCAGCAGACGAAAGUAUCUCAGCAGUAGCCUACCAUGCCGGGCUGGCCCCACAAGAACGCACUAGCAUCCAAGCCAAAUGGACAUCCUCGCAACCAACCCAACAACCAACUGACGGCAAACUCCCACUAGCAUUCUCAAUCAUCGUCGCCACCAACGCAUUCGGAAUGGGUAUCGAUAACCCGCACGUCCGCUUCGUUGUUCACUGGACGCCACCCCGCUCCUUCGAGGGUUUCGUCCAAGAAUCAGGCCGAGCAGGCCGUGACGGCCGCGCUGCCGCGUCCCUUGUUUACUACAAUACCCAAGAGCGUGACCGCAUCUCCGAGCGGAUCAGUCGCGAUGCAGAAAACGUCCGCCACCGCGGUGGACCGAAGCACUACAUUAAUGGCCUUAUCCAAAACCAGCAGGCUCGGCUGGAGAGUUUUAACAAAGUCAUACGAUACUGCGAGUCUAUUACCCGGUGCCGACACGAGCUGAUCAAGGAUCUCUUUGGUGACUUUGAGCUCGAGGAAAUGGGUUCCCAGAUGCCGCCUUCCUCGCAGGCACCGGCGCAUGCAGAGAUCUCUGGCUCCUUGACCGCGUCUCCGUGUGACUUUGCUUGUGAUUUCUGCAAAGAAGGCCGCGCGAGCCUCGCCAAGCGCAAGGCGAAAAUGGUCUCGGAAGUGCCACUGGAGUAUAUGGCGGACUCUAUGGUGCCGAUCAUCGUACAUGACAUGAUUAGGCGUACGGUUCCCUGA
Molecule: messenger RNA, 2241 nt
Organism: Penicillium alfredii
Lineage: Eukaryota; Fungi; Ascomycota; Eurotiomycetes; Eurotiales; Aspergillaceae
Product: putative RecQ family helicase RecQ
Exons: 7
Coding region: 1-2241 (746 amino acids)
Biological process (GO): double-strand break repair via homologous recombination
Cellular component (GO): cytoplasm; chromosome
Molecular function (GO): ATP binding; four-way junction helicase activity; 3'-5' DNA helicase activity
Source: RefSeq, a predicted model, not a curated record